Hevea brasiliensis (rubber tree) is the source of this 748-nucleotide messenger RNA. RefSeq lists its product as uncharacterized. Gene Ontology annotation, cellular component: nucleus. The transcript has 4 exons. NCBI's taxonomy places the organism in Eukaryota, Viridiplantae, Streptophyta, Magnoliopsida, Malpighiales, Euphorbiaceae. Bases 104 to 571 code for a protein of 155 amino acids. The record is from RefSeq and is a predicted model, not a curated record. Gene Ontology annotation, molecular function: sequence-specific DNA binding; DNA-binding transcription factor activity. Gene Ontology annotation, biological process: regulation of DNA-templated transcription.
GCCUCUGGCUUUAUAAAACCCUUUUGUACACUUGCGUUUAGAAAUUAAGGGCAAAGAAAGGCAGCUGGGAUAUAGCUAAAGAUAAGAGUCACAAACAUCAAACAUGGCCUCUGGGAAGCAAAAGAAGGCUGCUCGAUAUGACAAGCUCCGUGACGUUACCAACUCUACUGGUAUGAAUAAAACUUCAAUCAUUGUAGAUGCAUCUAAAUAUAUAGAAGAGUUGAAGGAAAAAGUGGAAAGGCUGAACCAAGAGGUAGGAACUUCUCAGGCAUCUGCAACUUCCCAAAAUCAAUUACCUAUGCAGGUUACAGUGGAAACCCUAGAAAAGGGUUUCCUUAUUAAUGUUUUGUCAGAGAAGAAUUGCCCUGGUUUACUUGUUUCCAUACUGGAAGCCUUCGAAGAAGUGGGCCUUGAUGUGCUUGAUGCUAGGGUUUCAUGCGAAGAUAAUUUUCAACUGGAAGCAGUAGGAGGAGAAUACCAAGGGGAUGCUGAUAGCUUAGAUGCUCAAGUGGUGAAACAGGCAGUGGUGCAGGCUAUCAACAACUGGCGAGAAAAUAAUGACCAAGAUUGACCCAAAUUUUACCUUUUUGAGACAAUGAGAAAUGGAAUUUUAUAUCUCUAUAUUUGACUCCAUGAAAAUGUUUAUGGCGUCACUUAAGCAGCCAUCAAUCUAUAUGCAUAUUGUGAGCAUAUAUUAGAGGUGUCAAUUUUGACCCAUUUAUCUAUCUACACAUCCUCUCUUUUAAUU